Molecule: messenger RNA, 3149 nt
Organism: Cololabis saira (Pacific saury)
Lineage: Eukaryota; Metazoa; Chordata; Actinopteri; Beloniformes; Belonidae
Product: zinc finger protein 501-like
Exons: 2
Coding region: 48-1319 (423 amino acids)
Biological process (GO): regulation of transcription by RNA polymerase II
Cellular component (GO): transcription regulator complex; PcG protein complex
Molecular function (GO): RNA polymerase II cis-regulatory region sequence-specific DNA binding; DNA-binding transcription factor activity, RNA polymerase II-specific
Source: RefSeq, a predicted model, not a curated record
CCUUUGAGGAGGACGGUUCUAUUGUUUUUCUGUUUUUCUCUUCCACAAUGUCUAAAGUUAAUAAUCUGAGAGAGUUUAUCGGUCAGCGACUAACAGCAGCUGCUGUAGAAAUAUUCUCAGUGUUUGAAAAAACCAUCUUGGAGUAUGAAGAAGAGCUGGACCGUCAGCGCAGACUGCUGGACCUCGCCUGGAAACCUGAAAUAAAACUAAACAGAAUCGACCUCCCACAAGAAAAUGUUUGUAAGGUGGAGGAGGACGGGGUUUUCAGUGACCAGCACCUCGAUAACCUGGAGAGGAGCUGCAGCCCGGACCAGGAGGAACCAGGGAAUCCACAGACUACAGAAAUGGAGGAAGACUCCAGCGUUCAGGAGAUAAAGCAGGAGGACGUAGAGGUGGAGGUCUCAUUGCUCAAUCUCGCUGAUGAGAAAGUUGAAAAUUGUGAACCAGGACCAAACUGUGACCAGCUGCUGUUGCACACUUCUCCUGAAGCUCAAAACAAAGAUGAGGAAGGAACUGAAAGUUUACGCUCUGACUCCAGUAAAACUGCAGAUCUGGAGCCAAUGAGACGACACAGUGACCACGAAGACACUGCUGUCCCGUCAGACAGCAACUGUAAAUCAAAGCUGACCAGCACCCACACGGGGAAGAAGGCAUUGUCUUGCUGCAUUUGCAGGAAAGAGUUCAGUAGAAGUAGUAUUUUAGUGGAACACAUGAGGAUCCACACUGACGAAAGGCCGUACGUGUGCAACACCUGCGGAAAAUCGUUUAUAAAAUCAUCAGCAUUGAAGAAGCAUAAAAUGAUCCACAUGGGCGAGAAGCCCUACGUCUGUACAACAUGUGGAAAAAGUUACAUGCAACAUUCCAGCCUGCUGAUUCACUCGAGGACCCACACGGGUGAAAGGCCGUACCUGUGCAACACCUGUGGCGAAACUUUUACUGAAUUAACAGCUCUUAAACGACACAUAACCACGCACACGGGCGAGAAGCCCUACAUCUGCAAAACAUGUGGAAAAGGUUACACAGAUUUUUCCAACCUGCAGAUUCACUCGAGGACGCACACCAGUGAAAGGCCGUACCAGUGCAACACCUGCAAUAAAACCUUUACUCAAUUACCAGCUCUUAAACGACACCUAACCAUGCACACGGGUGAGAAGCCCUAUGUCUGCAGCAUAUGUGGAAAAAGUUACAGGCAACGUUUCACCCUGCUGAUUCACUCAAGGAUCCAUACCGGCGAAAGACCGUACCUGUGCAACACCUGCGGCAAAACCUUUACUAAUUCAUCAAAUCUGAAACGCCACAUAACCACACACACGGUCUAGAAGCCGUAUUUGUGCAAGAUAUGCAACAAAGGUUUUACCCGCAUAAUUGAUUUGCUGAAUCACAUGAAAAAUCACCCACAGGAGAAGUCUGGUGAUUCGUGACAAAUGAAGCUCAUGUUGUCCUCCGGGGGCAGCUGUCCACUCCUGUCUGACCCACAGAAGAAGAGACGAAGAAGUCCGACCACCACCUGCUGUGGCUGAUGAGCCUAAUCCCCUCCCCACAAGGGUUGCAGCUUCAACCCAGAUUUAUGCUUCUCCAUCAACUUGACGCAGAGGGAACAAUGUGGUUGUGUACUUUUUUAAAGUUCUGCCUUGAGGUUGUUUGAAUCCCUGCUCCUUUUUAUAAUCGUAUUAUUUGUUGCUGUUGGUAACUUGCUGUCUCCACUGUGCAAAUAAGCUAAAAAAGCUAUAAUUUUUUUUCGAAGAUUUCAGAAGUCGGUGCAGUCAGAUACAGUUUGCUUUUAUUUCCCCUUUAAAAUGUUUUUAUUGAUUUAGAAAACAAGAACAUUUGGUUUGCAAAUGAAUGAGGAAAUGCGUGUGAUUUGGAAUACACAUCACGAUACUUGAGUCUCGAUACAAUACAAUAUUGCGGUAUCCAAAUUUUGCGAUAUUUUGUGAUGUUAUACAUAGUUCGCCGAAAACUGUAAAAGGUUUUAUGCAUUUUAAAAUCUGAGCUGCACGUACAUCCGAUUAUCGUGAUAAUUCAUGGGACAAACUGAGUCAAAACAAGGCAAUUCAAAUGAUCCAUGCUGUUUUAUUGACAUCUGUUUAGAAGUAAAUGUCUUUUUACAUCAACUCAUAUUUAGUCAGAAAUAAUAAUGAAAAAUGUAAUUAAGUUUUAAUUUAAGAUUCAUCAAUUAUUUUAUACUUUUAUACUACAAGAGGAAAGUUGUCAGUGACACAGAUUAUUGGUACAGCGUGAUCAGUACAACCGGCAUUUAGCUCAGAAAACAAUGUCAAAAGAGAAAUGUCAUCAAAUGAAGUUGAAAUGUGGAGAUGCACUUUUGUCCUUUAUCCUGAACUUUCUCAAACACGUCAUUUGGAUCCAGUUUGUUAUUUCACUGGUCUUGGCUUCAUCAAAUGACACGUCCUUAGUCCCAAAAGCAUCCUCACACAUGUCAGGGCUGGAGGCCUGAGCCUGGACUAGAAGAUCUUCAACUGCUGCUGUUACCGGCACCUCAGCUGCUCCAGCAGCUCCACGUGACACCAGUUCUUCUAUUUUCCUGCAGCUUUGCCGGCAUGUCCCAAUUUAUUUGCUGUUUGUGAACCACAGUUUUCUGUGUUUCGCGGGCAGCAAGACCUCAAACGCCAUAAAACAGUUGAGAUGUUAAUUUAUUUUACUUUGAACAUUUCACACUUCACGUUAAAAUCUGUUACUUGAAUUGAACCGAAAAAAAGUUUAGUGAACUAAUUAGUAUUUUGAGUUGUGGAGAUUAAUGAUAUUAUUAAGAAAUUCUACUGAAUGCCUAAAACGACAGCUCCUUCACCCUAAAUGUGUGAAGGAGCUACAGAAGGUCCUUCCUCCCUGCAGCUGUGAGACUACACAACCAGCACUGCUCACAGUAGACCACACACAACCUGACAAUAAAUAUACAUACUGGAAAAUAAUGUGCAAUAUCAUUCACUGCAACGUGCAAUUAUGUAAAUAUCCGUCUGUUAUUUUAUAUACCAGUAUUUUUUAUUAUUAUUAUUAUUAUUAUUAUUAUUGUAUAUACCAGUACUGUUCAUAGUGUGUCAUACUCUGAUAUUAUUAUUGUAUUAUUAUUAUUUCUAUUGAUGCCUUGUUUUGCACUAUCCCCUUUGCUGCUGUACACUGCGAAUUUCCCCGCU